GUUUUUGGCCCUUGACUUCCGAUCCGGUCUGUUCGCUUUCCCCUACGUUUUCUCCUCGUAGGCAUCGCUUCUCGUCUCCGUAUCGUCGGCGAAACCCUAGCAUUGGGCCUUCUUCGUGACCUAUGAGAUCCACAGAAGAACUAGAAGCGAGGGCCGAGCCUCCGAGCAGGUAAAUUCGACUUUUCGGCGGCACAUCCAAUCGUCAGGAAAUGAAGAAGGCGAAAUCUGCAAAGGCCAAACUUGAGCACCAGAACGGCCAUGCUCUCCCCUUCAAGUUCGCAAAAUUGCUCGAUCCGGAAGCUUCUUGGGACAAGGAUCAAUUGGGAGAUGUUCUGCAUUGGAUUCGGCAAGUGGCGGGUCUGAUGUGUGGAUUGAUAUGGGGCGCAAUCCCCCUUGUUGGUGCAAUAUGGAUUUUGGUAUUUUUGGUGCUAUCGUCAGUUAUUAUCUAUGUAUACUAUGCUCAAAUUCUGAAAAUUGACGAAGAAGAAUUUGGAGGCCACGGGACAUUGCUUCAGGAGGGGCUAUUUGCUUCAUUCUCUCUUUUCUUGCUUGCCUGGAUAGUAGUAUACAGCUUGGCACAUUUUUAGUAGCGUCUGCCCACAUCUCCCAUUCAAGAGUCGAAACCAUCUGCGGCCAACACAUUUUAACCUGUUGUAUUAUCACAGAUUUUGGUCCACAAACAACUUCAUAGCUGCUCUUUUAUUGCUUUCUUUGCAUCUUUUUGUUGUUCUUUUUAUUUGGAUCUUCAAUUUGGAAGGUAGAGGCAAUAAUGCCAACUUUGUAAGCAUAUUUCUGCGGCAUUGCAACUCCCAAACUCUCAAGUUUUUUUUUU
Phalaenopsis equestris is the source of this 832-nucleotide messenger RNA. RefSeq lists its product as uncharacterized. The transcript has 4 exons. The coding region runs from base 210 to 587 and encodes 125 amino acids. Gene Ontology annotation, biological process: mitochondrial respirasome assembly. Lineage: Eukaryota; Viridiplantae; Streptophyta; Magnoliopsida; Asparagales; Orchidaceae. The record is from RefSeq and is a predicted model, not a curated record.